AUGGCGAGAGCCGGCGACGACGAGGUCGGAAGAUCUUUUGAGAAGGGGGGACAGGGUCGGGCGAGGAUGAGAAUGCUCUCGAGGGAAAAAGAUCGCGAUUAUCCCGUGGAUUGGUCUAACCCUAAGGCGAAGUCACCCAUUAGAAUGAAAAAAAGGCUAUCUGGCAAAGACGACCUCAUUGAUGCCAUUAUUCCCAAACACUUUGGUGUCGGAUGCCGUCGUCCAACGCCGGGAAAUGGUUUUCUCGAAGCUCUGACGCUACCGCAAACCCACGUCUUCACAAAAGAAAUGCAAAAGGUUACCGAGAAAGGCUUUGUUGAUUUCGAAGGGGUAGAGCAUGAGGUUGAUCUUAUCGUCUGUGCUUCAGGCUUUAACACCAGUUGGAGAUCCCGUUUCCCAAUCAUUGCACAUGGCAAAAACGUCCAAGACCACUUCGUAGGGAAGCCCACGUCAUACCUGGGGAUUGCGAUACCUGGCUUCCCAAACUACUUCACGGGAAUUGGUCCUUAUGGUCCACUCGGUCAUGGGUCUUUCCUUCCUGUUCUCGAACUCGUAUAUCAUUAUUUUAUUCAAGUCAUCAGAAAGUUCCAGCGUGAGAAUUUCAAGUCACUUCAACCACGCAAGGAAGUGGUGGACAAAUUUGUUGAGCAUGCAGAUCUAUUCAUGAAAAGAACGGCUUGGACAGGACCGUGUCGGAGUUGGUUCAAACAAGACAAAGUCGACGGAACUGCUGCAAUCUUUCCGGGGACAAGAUUGGUAUUCUUUGAUGUGCUGUCAUCGCCACGUUUCGAAGAUUAUGAGAUUGAAUACCAAAGCGGAAACCCAUUCAACUGGCUAGGCAAUGGGUUUGCUUUAUGUGAGUUCAAUGGCGGUGAUCUUUCUUACUAUCUUGGAAAUGCUGAGAAUCCGGGUGGGAUGUUGCCACCGCAGCCCAAGACGCCCCUGGAUGCAGGACGGGUGAAGGACCCCGUUAGUGUAAGCAUGGCAGCAUUGCCAAAAUACACUGUUAUUUAG
Molecule: messenger RNA, 1014 nt
Organism: Exophiala spinifera
Lineage: Eukaryota; Fungi; Ascomycota; Eurotiomycetes; Chaetothyriales; Herpotrichiellaceae
Exons: 4
Coding region: 1-1014 (337 amino acids)
Source: RefSeq, a predicted model, not a curated record